Molecule: messenger RNA, 2574 nt
Organism: Priapulus caudatus
Lineage: Eukaryota; Metazoa; Priapulida; Priapulimorpha; Priapulimorphida; Priapulidae
Product: peptidyl-prolyl cis-trans isomerase FKBP4-like
Exons: 13
Coding region: 118-1605 (495 amino acids)
Molecular function (GO): peptidyl-prolyl cis-trans isomerase activity; protein binding
Source: RefSeq, a predicted model, not a curated record
GUUUUGCUCUCCGUGAUUAUUCCAGAACGUGGUAGCUCGUUAACGUGUUUUCGACUCUACUAAGCAUAUAUUCGUUGUUACCACUUCUGCUAACCUCACUGCAUAAAAGCCACAGAUAUGGUUGAAAUCGAAGAAACCCCACAGAAUGAGAAAGGUCUAGAUGUGACUCCAAAACAGGAUGGAGGAGUGUUGAAGGUGAUCAAGCGAGAGGGCCAUGGUGCUACCAAGCCAAACAGCGGUGACACCGUAACUGUUCACUAUGUAGGCACGUUGACUGAUGGAAGCAAGUUUGACUCGAGCAGAGACAGGGGUGAUCCGUUCGAGUUUGUUCUUGGAAAAGGAAGCGUCAUCAAGUCGUGGGACAUCGGCGUUGCGACCAUGCUCAAGGGCGAGAUCUGCGAGCUGACCUGCGGCAGCGAGUACGCGUACGGGAAGGCCGGGAGCCCGCCGAAGAUCCCCGCUGAUGCGACGCUGGUGUUCGAGGUGGAGCUGCUGAGCUGGCAAGGAGAGGAUCUGACGAAGGAGAAGGACGGCGGGGUCGUGAGGAGCAGGAUCAAAGAGGGAGACGGGUAUUCAUCGCCGAACGACGAGGCUACAGUGGGAGUGCAUGUCAUUGGCCGGCACGACGGCCGCGCGUUCGACGACCGUGACCUGACCUUUGUACUCGGCGAGGGCGAGGAGGUGGACGUGCCCGCGGGCGUCGAGCGCGCGCUCAAGAAGUUCAAGCUGCACGAGCGAUCUCUGCUGACACUGAAGCCAGAGUAUGCGUUCGGACGCUCCGGCCACGAGCGGUUCGGCGUGCCGGCGGACGCCGCAGUGGAGUACGAGAUAACGCUGAAUAGCUUCGAGAAGGCUAAGGAAUCUUGGGAAAUGGACAAGGAAGAGAAGUUGGAACAGGCAGAAGUCCUGAAGGAAAAGGGAACAACGUUCUUCAAGAAUGGAAAGUUUGGCCAGGCCGUUAAAAGCUACGAAACGGCUGUGAAAUACCUGGAGAAUGAGACUUACCUAGAUGAUGACAAGGUCAAAUGUGAUCAGGUGCUAUUAGCAGCACAUCUCAACAUCGCUCUGUGCUCCCUGAAGCUAAACAAGAACCUUGAUGCAGUGAAGCAUUGCGAGGACGCGAUGAAGAUAGACGCCAACAACGAGAAGGCGUUCUUCAGACGAGGAAUGGCUAAGCAGAACAUGGCGGACUACGAGGUGGCUCGCGAUGACUUCCUACGAACGCUCGACGUAAACUCCAAGAACCGCGACGCGCGGCGUCGCCGUCGUGCGCCUGCCAGCAGUGUGCAGCCCGCCAAAGAUCAAGGGUUUCCACGCGAUGCUGAGCGCAGCAUCGUACGGGAACAUGGUUCGAGAGUUCUGCGAAGGAGGAUCGAGAAGCACGGGACGGAGACGGCGACGAAGACACGGAUGGAGCCGACGAUCGACGACGUCGUGACGGUCCUACCACCGACGAGUGGCGAAAACGGACACACGGCAACGCCAGUGACCCUGUCGCACGGACCAGCAACCGAUGCAGAGAACCUAGGUGGCAUCGGUGAUGUACCGGAGGAUAAGGAGAAACAGAUGGACGUCUCCCAACCAGAAGAGGAAGCAGUAGCAUAAUAAUAAUGUCAGGCAUCUCAGCUGGAAGGAGAGGAGGAGGCUUACACCGCAAUCGUUUAACCAACGGAGGUUGAGGGGGGUGGCGAGUCGAUAAAAUUCGUGGCAAAGGCGAUAGAUACAACACGAUCUGUAUUAAUAGCCGUGACGUUCACGCGAGCUUGAGAUACAUCCUAAGGUUCUUGUACUGCCGGUUACACAUGUACACUUGCACGUGUAGGCACGAGGAAGCUGGAAGAAUGCCAGGGAUGCGAGGUUUCAACACACAAACGAGUUGUUAAAAAGCAGGCAGCAGAUCACUCGUUUCAUCGUUUCUGUUUGAAAUUGUUUGGUGAAAAAAUUCAUUGUCGUGGUGUAAAGCAAUUGUGUAACUUAUUUAUCCCCGGACCGGACACAGGUGUGGACAGAUUUUAUGGGUGUUAUCAGUGCCAGAACCAACCUAUGCAGUGUGGUAAGUUUGUCCUACAGCUCAAAAGCUGGCAGCUUGUAGGUCAUCGUGGCUACAUAUCCGUUCACUUUGUGCUAUCAAUGUCAUCGUCAUGCCGAAUGUAUGGUAUAACAUACAGCACUAGAACUAUAAUCUAUACAUAAUGUCUCGUGCAUAUGCGGAUUCGUUGCUGUUCGUGAAAUCAAGCACCUGUACAUGUCGUAUGUAAGCAGCGAAGAAUUGAAUCCUAGUCGUGGCCGCGAUGAAAUGCGCGACGUGGAGAAUAGUGAGAUAUCGUGUUAUAACAUGUACGUAUAACAUCUACAUUCCUAUUUGGCUUUUGCUUGCAUUUGGUGUGAGUUAGAGUAACUGCCGUGUCACGUUCUACAAUUCUACAAUUGUGUUCAUUGUCAUUUUUCGAAGGUUUCCGAAGAUCGCGCUUGAUACAUGUUGACGAAAAUACGUUCUUCCGUUCGGUUUUCGACGUGAAAUCGUUUUUGGCCUUUCUUGAGAAUUUUUAAAUAAAUCUGUGUUCUACAUCAUUA